GGCACUUGAUUCGCUCUCUAUUCGUUGUUUGGCCCUAAACUACGGAAAAACUACUUAAUUCUCCACACAAAAUUUCCUGAGCGAACACUCAUAUUUUUACAUUGUUCAAAUCAAAUCACUCUCAGAACAACGAAAAAAUAUGUCCCAUCACUAAAAAAUGAGAGCAUUUAUCGAAAAUGUGUCAUAUUUGUCAACCGCUUGUCAAAAAAUAAACAAAUUAUUGUGUCCGUUGCGAAAGUAAUUGAAGAAUUUUUAAUUAAUAAAAAUGUGUGUGAAUUCAAUGGAAACGAUAAAUUAAAUGAGUGUACAAUGGAGAAGAAAAAGAAAUUUGUGAAAAAACUAAUUAUAAGUCGAAGAAGGCUCGCGUCUUUCACUUUGUUUGAAAAAGACAGUUGCGAUGUAAGGAAGCUGCUAACUCUGGUGAAUGCCUUGGAAUUCCACACAUUGUAUGAAUCGGAACGAUUGUGUUGGCAAAGGUUUCGAUCUCAAUACUUUUGGGAAAUAGAUUGCCAAAAAGCAGAUGAGAAAUGCUUCAAAAAUAACUUUCGGGUCAGCAGAGAGGUUUUCAAUAAAUUGUGUGAAUUGCUAAAUGGGCUACAAAAAUCUAAUACAAAUAUGCGAGAGGCAAUACCAUUGGAAAAAAGAGUUGCAAUAGGUUUAUAUACCUUGGGAUCUUCUGCCGAGUACCGCACAAUAGCAAACAUGUUUGGAGUUGGAAAAAGUACAGUGUGUAAAAUACUCUUGCAGUUUUGUAAUGAGGUCUGGAGAAUUCUUGCUCCAAUUUAUUUAAAAAAUUUCCCCUUAACAAGAGAAAAGAUAGAAGUACUCUGUCAAGAAUUUGAAAUACUAGGGUUUCCGCAAUGUAUAGGUGCUCUGGACGGUUGCCACAUUGAGGUUCAUCCAUCCAAGGAAGACGCUACAGAUUACUACAACUACAAGGGAUGGUACUCAGUCGUACUCCUUGCAUUGGUAGAUGCGAGAUGUCGUUUCAUUUAUGUUAGUUGUGGGAGUCCAGGACGUUGCAACGAUUCUCAGAUCUUUGAAGGUUCUUCCCUCAAACAGCAGCUUAACGAAUGCAGUCAUUUAAAGGAAGUAAAGCGAAAUAUUUUGGGCGUUGAGGUUCCUGCCCUUAUAAUCGGCGAUUCGGCAUUCAAAUUAAGCGACAAGUUGAUGAAACCUUAUCCAUUUCAAUUAUCACAAAAUCUCGAGCAAAAAUGCUUUAAUUACGCAUUGUCAAAAUCACGCAGAGUAGUUGAAAAUGCCUUUGGCCACCUUAAGGCACGUUUCCGACGAAUCGGAAAAGGCAUAGAUAAUGCUCUAAAGUAUGCCAAUGCAGUCAUAUUAUCUUGUUGUGCUCUUCAUAAUUUUCUCAGCGAGCACAAUGAUGUUGUUAACGACAAGUGGUUGAAAGCAUUACAAUCAGUUGAGGCAAAUAGAUCCUAUCCUGAAGAAAUAAUAAUUCUUGCAGAUCAAAGCAGCGGCCAUAAUGGCGAAGAAAUACGAAAUGCUAUUUCAAUAUAUUUAUCGCAAAAAAAUUGUUGUAACGAUGAGGAUAACUUGUACAAUAUUGAUGAAGCUAAUUCAUUUUUAAAUGUGGAGGAAGAAUAUACGUUCCCUUCUGGAGAAACUGUCUGUAAUUUGCAAGAUAUAAAUUAGUAUAUUAGUAUUAUUCAUUUUCAUUUUUCAUUUAUUUCGUCAGAAUUCAUUAUGUUUCAUUAAUAUAGUUUAUGUUAUUUUUAGAUAACUAUGUACAUAUUUAAGCUGCAUUUUGAAGAAUUUGUUUAAUUGUUUUUGAAAAUAAAAGA
Messenger RNA from Musca domestica (house fly), 1805 nucleotides. Its product is annotated as putative nuclease HARBI1. The transcript has 6 exons. Bases 310 to 1656 code for a protein of 448 amino acids. The record is from RefSeq and is a predicted model, not a curated record. Lineage: Eukaryota; Metazoa; Arthropoda; Insecta; Diptera; Muscidae.